Messenger RNA from Trematomus bernacchii (emerald rockcod), 2259 nucleotides. Its product is annotated as ATP-sensitive inward rectifier potassium channel 10-like. The record is from RefSeq and is a predicted model, not a curated record. The coding region runs from base 479 to 1741 and encodes 420 amino acids. Gene Ontology annotation, molecular function: inward rectifier potassium channel activity. Gene Ontology annotation, biological process: potassium ion import across plasma membrane; regulation of monoatomic ion transmembrane transport. The transcript has 6 exons. Gene Ontology annotation, cellular component: plasma membrane. NCBI's taxonomy places the organism in Eukaryota, Metazoa, Chordata, Actinopteri, Perciformes, Nototheniidae.
UCAGGGAGUGUGAUACAACUACAAAUGCUACAAAACAUGUUUUUUAAACUAUGAUUCUUUUAUCCCAUGUUGAUGCAUUUUUGGUCCCCUUUGCUAUUCUGAUUUGGACUGAGACCGGUGGGAGUGGCGAUCAAUUAUUACAGCAAUUACACAGACGCGAGGAGGACAAAACAGGAUUCCAGGAGAGAGGGAGAGACACACGGAGGGAAAGAGUAACAGUGAGAGAGAGAUGCCUCUUAUAAAGCCAAGUCCUGUCUCUCUGGGGAGAAUUUGUGAGCAGUGAGACCGGGCUGUGGGUCAGAGACAGAAGCCUGAAGAGCCAAUGACUGUCUCCAUAAUUCUCCUCCAUGGUGCAUCAGUGCAGUGGGACGCUACUCAGCUGUGUGUGUGAGCAGGUGCAGGACAGCAGAGCAGACAUGAGGACCAGAGGCUCAACGCCUCUCUGCACAGCCUUUAGACUGUAAUUCAAUCUGUGAAGAUGACAUCUGCCUCACCUCCCUCCUCUCGUAGCUCCUCUCCUCAGAAGGUGUGCCACUCCCAGACACAGACAGAUGUUUUAAAACCCUUACUGGGUGGCGGCGUAUCCGGUGGGGGCGGGACUCUGAGGAAGAGGAGACGUGUCCUGUCCAAAGAUGGACGAAGCAACGUGCGCAUCGAGCACGUCAGCGGGCGAAGUGCUCUGUACAUGCGUGACCUCUGGACAACUUUUCUGGACAUGCAGUGGCGCUACAAGUUAUUCUUGUUCACGGCUACGUUUGCAGGGACCUGGUUCCUGUUCGGGGUGCUGUGGUAUCUGUUGGCACUGGUGCACGAAGACCUACUUGAAUUUGACCCUCCAUCAAAUCACACACCCUGUGUGAUGCAGGUGCAAACCCUGACGGGGGCUUUCCUCUUCUCCCUGGAGACCCAGACCACCAUUGGUUAUGGUUUUCGAUGCAUCACUGAGGAAUGUCCAGUAGCCAUCAUCCUCCUCAUCGUCCAGCUGGUGCUCACUAUGCUGAUGGAGAUCUUCAUCACCGGUACCUUCCUAGCCAAGAUUGCCCGGCCAAAGAAGCGAGGGGAGACGGUGAAGUUUAGCCAGCAUGCUGUGGUGUCGACCCACGAAGGGCGACCCUGCCUGAUGAUCCGGGUGGCCAACAUGCGCAAGAGUCUCCUGCUCGGGUGUCAGGUGACUGGAAAACUGCUCCAGACUUCUCUGACCAAGGAAGGCGAGACAGUUCGUCUGGACCAGAGGAACGUUCCCUUUGAAGUGGACAUGUCCAGCGACAGCCCCUUCCUCAUCCUACCCCUCACCUUCUAUCACAUCAUAGAUGAAAACAGCCCGCUGAGAGCCUGGGCAGCCAAGGGUGGGGGCUGGACGGAUCCAGAGUUGGCGGACUUUGAGCUGUUGGUGAUCAUGAGUGCAACAGUUGAGCCGACCUCCGCUACCUGCCAGGUGCGCACCUCCUACCUGCCGGAUGAGAUUCUGUGGGGUUAUGAGUUUCCCCCUGUCGUCUCUCUCUCCCCAUCAGGCAAAUACGUAGCGGACUUUUCCUUCUUCGACAAAGUGGCCAAGACGAAGACCACGCCCAUCUUCAAACCCUCCAGCCCCCAGCCUGGGUACCAGAGCAACGGGGGCGGGGCAUCGCCUGAGGUGUCCGAUCCGGAGAAGAUUCGCCUGGAGCAGAGCUACAGGGAAAGAGGAGACGAACGUGGCCGGGCCAGAGACACUCCUCUCAGUGUUCGCAUCAGCAACGUGUGAACAGAUGACACUAUUUGAAAAGACAGAGUUCAAUGUCAGAAGCAAAUGAAUGAAAACAACAUAUCACCUUUUGAAAGGUAUCUAGGUUAUAGUAGCAACAGAACAUGCAGAAAGGAAAACAUGAAAGACUGUGGACUGCUGUGGUCAACUUCAAGCUCGUCAUGCAGUACCUUUGCUGUGAUGAUACGUGUUUUACACUGGGUUGACUUUACUCAGAUUACAGCAUAACACACGGCCUAACUGCAGCUACUAUAUAUUACUGUAUGUAACUAACUAAGAACAGAACAGGUUAGAUUAUACAUUAGCAGAGAAAAACACAAAAUGACACCAACGUCUAAACUCUAAACAUUUAUAAAAAGUCUUAUGACAUUGAGUUUCAUCUCAGUUUUUUAUUAUUAGUAUUAAAAAAAAACAAUGAGUAAUUCUGAGCCGGUAAAGCAGAAAUCUCCAUCCUGAACUCCCUGAACUCCCUGAACUCCCUGAACUCCCAUAACACGGUCUUGAAAACUUUAUGAAAA